AUGGGGUUUUAUAUAGGUUAUUGGGGUGGCCAGGUCAAGUGGGAGAUGCGUUAUCCUUAAAAUCUUUACAAUUGCUGACGAGUACCUCGAUUUGAUUUAUUGAUUUGCAGAUUAUCUGUCUGAAAAGACAGACAGACAGACACUGGCGCCAUGUUUGAGAAUCUGUGCACACUCCCGCUGAGCGCUGAGCUCUUCACCCAAGCUCUGCAUCCUACCGAGCCUCUUCUCGGAGUCGGGCUUGCGACUGGUCACGUACAGUGUUUCCGUCUUCCCACCACAGAAAAAUCGGACGAGGAUGAUGCAGAUACGAGCAUUCUCUCCGACGGGAAGGGCAUGAUUGACACGGCUUGGCGAACCCGGAGACACAAGGGAAGCUGUCGUUCACUAGUCUUUAACCAUGAUGGUUCUUCUCUCUACUCGGCAGGCACCGACUCUCUCAUCAAGCACUUCUCUCCCGCCACCGGCCAAGUCAUUUCCAAGAUAGCCGUGCCAACUACGAAGUCCAUCCCCGACUCUCCCACUCUUCUCUCCGCCUUAUCCCCACAAACCCUCCUCCUCGCAUGCGACUCCGGAGUUCUGCACCUUUUAGACUUGCGCGACGGUGCCCUGGCUGCCUCGAAGCCCCAGCAAAGCCACUUCCCCCACGACGACUUCGUCUCCAGCCUUACCCCGCUUCCUCCCUCGGCGGAAAGCACCAGCGGCUUCAGUAAGCAAUGGAUCUCGACUGGUGGGACCACCCUGGCAGUUACCGAUCUCCGUCGCGGCGUGCUUGUGCGCAGCGAAGAUCAAGAGGACGAAUUACUUUGCUCCACCUUCAUCGCGGGUAUGGGACCUAAGAAGAACAGAGAUAACGGCGUCGUGGCGGUCGGGACGGGAUCCGGCGUCUUGACUUUGUGGGAUAAGGGUGCUUGGGAUGACCAAUUCGAUCGGGUUAUCGUGGACUCAGCCAGAGGAGGCGGCGAGAGUCUCGACUGCAUUGUCCAGAUCCCCGAGGAUCUCACUCGAGACAAAAAGGUGGCAGUUGGUCUGGGCGACGGAGGCUUGCGCAUUGUCAACUUGACCAAGCGAGAAGUAGAAACCUCGUUACGACACGACGAUCUCGAGGCUGUAGUAGCCCUUGGAUUCGAUUGUCAAGGCCGUAUGAUAAGUGGCGGCGGCCAGACAGUCAAAGUCUGGGAGGAGUCAGCAGCGUCUGGAUCAAACGACGACGAUAGCGACGAAGACAUUGAUGACGACAGUGAUGAUGAUGAUGAUGAUGAUGAUGAUGAUGACGACGACGACUCGGACGCAUCAAGUGACGCCGGAAAGAGCAAUGGUAAGCGUCAGGCGAAAAAGGGCUUGGACUCGGACGAUUCAGAUAGUGACGAUGAGGGAAGACGAAAGAAGAAGCGGAAGAAGGGUAAAGGCGGAAAGGUCGAUCUCGGCCCGCACGGUGCUCACGGAAUCCUCAAAUUCAAGGGCUUGGAUUAAGACACGUGUAUUCAAAAGGAAUCAUCGGAUGGUGGGGGAUUGGGGUUAUAUUUCUUCUCUCUUCAUGAUACCCAGCUUACCAUAGUAGCUAAACAAUGAAAAAAAGGAACGUAACUAGGUUAUUCUAUGUAUACAUAUAAGCCGCAAUUUAUGAUUUAGUCGUUUUGACAAUUCGAACGGUUUCCCCUUGCA
Molecule: messenger RNA, 1662 nt
Organism: Xylaria bambusicola
Lineage: Eukaryota; Fungi; Ascomycota; Sordariomycetes; Xylariales; Xylariaceae
Product: WD repeat domain-containing protein jip5
Exons: 2
Coding region: 151-1470 (439 amino acids)
Molecular function (GO): protein binding
Source: RefSeq, a predicted model, not a curated record